Rattus rattus (black rat) is the source of this 6713-nucleotide messenger RNA. RefSeq names its product shroom family member 3 (gene Shroom3). NCBI's taxonomy places the organism in Eukaryota, Metazoa, Chordata, Mammalia, Rodentia, Muridae. Gene Ontology annotation, biological process: actin filament organization. Gene Ontology annotation, molecular function: actin filament binding. The record is from RefSeq and is a predicted model, not a curated record. Gene Ontology annotation, cellular component: apical plasma membrane; apical junction complex; cortical actin cytoskeleton.
CCGGGAGGCGUGGCGGUGCUGCACCCGCAGGGACGGAGCUGCGCGCCGGGGACCCGAGGCGGCCGCAGCGGCUACGGCAUUUGGAGGGGGAGCCGCGCGCCCAAAUGCAGGGCGCGCCCGCCGCCCGUUGCUGAGCGCGCGCAGCCGCCGGCGAUGCUCCGCGCGCCGUGGCCGCGAGGUUUGAACUUGGCGGCAGCCCGGGAUCCCGCGGGGCCGGGUUGCGAUGAGACGUGUGUGCAGCCCCGGUCCAUGCAGAUCCCGGUACCUCUAACUCCAUCAGCUCAGAGCUGCUCACCUGCAGUCCCCAGCACCGGAAAGCGACAUGGUCAGGAGGGGUGAAACUUCGGCUAAAGCAGAGGUGCAGUGAACCUGCCGCUCGCCCACACUCGUGGCAUACCACCAAAUUUGGAGAGACCCAGGCUGACGUCAGCAUGAUGCGGAUAUCUCAGGGCACAGUGGGCCCUCCUUGGCACCAGAGCUGCCAUUCCAGCUCUUCUACGAGUGACCUCUCCAACUACGACCAUGCUUAUCUGAGGCGGAGCCCUGACCGGUGCAGCUCCCAGGGGAGCAUGGAAAGCCUCGGGCCCCGUGGCGGGUCCCCACCGUGCCAUCUUCUUUCCCCUGCCAAGUCCACGAGCAGCAUCGACCAGCUAGGCCACCUUCAUAACAAAAGAGACUCGGCCUACAGCUCCUUCUCCACCAGUUCUAGCAUCUUCGAGUACCCGCCCCCGGGUGGCUCUGCCCGAGAACGUUCAGGCUCCCUGGACAUGAUUCCUGCCCGGGGCGGCCUCCUAGAAGGGAUGAGGCAGGCAGACAUUCGCUAUGUCAAGACAGUCUACGAUACCCGGAGGGGAGUAUCUUCAGAGUAUGAGGUGAACCCUUCAGCCUUGCUUCUUCAAGGUAGGGAUGCCCACACCUCAGCCGACAGUCAGGGCUGUGCUAAAUGGCACAGCAUUCCUCGGGGCAAGGGAACACCUCCCCUGCCUUGGAGCCAGCAGUGUUCUGGUUCCCCGGAGACUGCGGACAACCCACCCCAUAAGGCUGGCGCGCCCAUGCCCCCAACUCGCAGUGACAGUUAUGUGGCCCUCCGGCAUCGUGAGCGUCCCAGCUCCUGGUCCAGCCUUGAUCAGAAAAGGUUCUGCCGUCCUCAGACGAACUCUUUGGGCUCCCAGAAAACCCCAUUCGUCGAGGAACAGCUACAUACCGUCCCAGAGAGGAGCCCGGAGAACAGCCCCCCAGUGAAACCUAAGCAUAAUUAUACCCAGAAGACGCAGCCUGGCCAACCUCUACUGCCCACGGGCAUCUAUCCGGUACCUUCUCCAGAGCCUCACUUUGCCCAGGUGCCCCAGCCCUCUGUGAGUGGUAAUGGUACAGUCUACCCUGCACUGGUCAAAGAGAGUGGAUACACAGCUGCUCAGGGAACUUGUAGCAAGAUGGCUGCCUUAGACGAGAACGGGAAUCAAAAAGAAGUGAGCAGGCCUGGGUUUGCCUUCUGUCAGCCCCCAGAACACGACUCAGUGACUCCGGUGGAGAAAAAGCCAGAACCCACGGCCAAAUACAUCCCCUACAAAGUCCAUUUUUCUUCAGUGCCUGAAAAUGAAGACUCCUCCCUCAAGAGACACGUCACACCUCCCCACGGCAAUAGCCCAUACCCCAGCGAGAGAAAGAACGUUCACGGUGAUGGCAGCAGACCGUGUUCUAAUCACCACAGUCUCCCGUCCGCUCAAGCCCAGGCCCCGCACGCGGGUGAUGAUGACAGGAGGCCUUCCAGGCUCUUCCAGCCCUGGGAGGGUGACUUUCAGGAAGAUCACAAUGCCAACCUCAGGCAGAAAGUGGAGAGGGAAGGCCAAGGCCAGGGCCUGCCAGGCAACUCUGGUGGGACCAAAUCGGCCUUUUCACCUCUCCAGAAUAUUCCAGAGAAUCUAAGAAGACAAAGCAGCGUGGACCUAGGAGAAGGCCUGGAGGUUUACCCCGGUGGCAGAUCCACCUGUGCCACCACCACCACCACCAAGGUGGAGGACCCUGGAAGGAAAGCAGGGCCCGACAACAGGGGCUACCUGGACAGGUCUGUUUCCUAUCCAAGGCCCGAGGGGAAAAUGAACGCUGCAGAAUCUUUCCACAGUGCAGACUCCAGGUAUGAAGAGCCCCUGGCCGCACCGCCGCAGCAGACAUCCGGUAUGAGCCAGAGGAGGCUCAGUGCCUGCAGUACCCCUGCCCUGCAGUACAAGAAACCCCACUGCUCCGUGCUGGAGAAGGUUUCUAAGAUAGAGGAGCGAGAGCAAGGGCGCCACAGACCCACGAGUGUGGGCAGCUCCGCUUACGCCCUCAGCUACAGGCCUGGUAGGACUGGCCCCACUCCUAGUACUUCCAGCAGUGACCUUGAUGAUCCAAAAGCCAGCAGCUCCCAUCUCUCUGAGUCCGCCACCGAGCACCUGCGAAAUGGGGAGCAGAACCCCCCAAACGGGGAGUCCAAACUGGAAGAGGCCUCCAGGCAGCAGUGCAACCAGCUGCUGAGGAGGGCCGCUGCAGAUGGCCGUGGACCUCCUGCCCGAGGCAGCGAGCCCUCAAGGCCCGAGGCCCGCCUGCUCCGCAGCCAGAGCACCUUUCAGCUCUUCAGUGAGGCGGAGAGAGAAGCCUCGUGGUCGGAGGAUAGGCCCAGCACCCCAGAGUCACCCCUCCUAGACGCACCCUUCAGCCGCGCCUACAGGAACAGCAUCAAGGAUGCCCAGUCCCGCGUCCUGGGGGCCACAUCAUUUCGUCGCCGGGACCUGGAACCGGGCACCCCUGCUACUUUGAGGCCCUGGCGCCCGCGACCUGCCUCUGCCCACGUGGGCAUGCGGAGCCCCGAGGCCUCGGCACCCUUGUCCUCCCCGCAUACCCCUCGGGAGCGACACAGCGUGACCCCGGCCACAGGGACCCCGCCUGCACCCCAGGCUGCCCGCAGAGGGGCACGCCGGCGCCUCACGGCCGAGCAGAAGAAGCGUUCCUACUCGGAGCCUGAGAAGAUGAACGAGGUCGGGGUCUCAGAGGAGGCAGAGCCUGUGCACUACGUCCCACAGAGGCCAGCGCAGCUGCGCUUCUCGGAGAGCACCGUGGCCGACCGGCGACGCCUCUUCGAGCGCGACGGCAAGGCCUGCUCCACGCUCAGCCUGUCCGGCCCUGAGCUGAAGCAGUUCCAGCAGAGCGCCCUGGCCGACUACAUCCAGCGCAAGACCGGCAAGCGGCCCACUGGAGCUGUGCACGCCGGAACCCGGGCUGCGCGAGCGCGCACAGAGCGUCUACUUUCAGGCGGUCCCCGCGGCGCCCGAGGCCCGGGCCUGGCCUCGGCCUGCAGCCUGAGUUCGCUACGGGAGCCCGAGGUGCUGCCCCGCAAGGAGCACCCCCAUCAGUCCGCCGCAGAUGAUCCACAGACGCCCCGAGAUCGCAGCAGCUCCUUUGCCAGCGGACGCCUAGUCGGGGAGCGACGACGCUGGGACCCUCAGGCCCCCAGGCAGCUGCUCAGUGGAGCUAACUGCGGACCCAGGGGCGUCCAGAGGAUGGACAGGAUCCCCAGAGGGCCGCCUUCCUGGGACAUGGUGGUCGGGAAGUCAGGGAAGUCCAAGUCAGCCGAGGAUCUGCUGGAGCGCUCGGAUACUCUGACCGUUCCUGUGCAUGUGAGGUCCAGGUCGUCUCCCACCUCGGACAAGAAAGGUCAGGAUGUGCUCCUCAGAGAAGACAGUGGCUUUGGUUUUGUGAAGGAUCCAUGUUUGGGUGGCCCUGGAUCUAGGUCUUUCAGCUGCUCGGACAGAGGCCAAAAGGAGCAGGCAUUGCCCCUGCACCAUCCUGCCACUUGCUGGAAUGGCUCAGGCUACAAAGCCACUGUGGGCUCCUCUACCGAAUCUUCCGGAGCCCCAGAUCAUCCGAAGCAACUUAGAGCACCUUGCCCUAGGCCACUUUCGGCAGGAAUGCACCGCCGCUUCCCAGAGGCCAGAGCCUCCUCUGUGGCCUCCCUCAGCUCCCUUCUGCCAUCACCUGUCCCCUCCGGUUACCGCUCACCGCUUGCCAUGGAUCAGCAGACGGGACAUCAGCCUCUCCCCUCCCCUGCCUCUGCAAUGACGCAGCCUCCCAGCCCAAGAAGCCAUGAGUUCAACGCCCCAGCGCAUGGGCUAGAGGAGGGAAUGUGGAAGAGGGCGUCCCUGCCUCAGCGACCCCCUCGACCUUGGAAGUGGGCCCACGCAGUCCGAGAGGACGGCCUUGCUGAGGACGCCUCGGCGGUGCCUGAGUUUGCAAACCUGAAGCACUAUAAAAACCAGCUGAGUCUUCCGAGUUCGUGCAGCACUUCUGACCCAGACACUCCAGGGAGGAUCUCUCUCCGAAUCUCCGAGUCAGCCCUACAAGCUUCCCCGCCACCCCGGGGGGACUAUGACGAUGAGGUGUUCGUGAAGGACUUGCACCCCAAGGUUCCUUCAAGCCCCACAUUUGAAGCUCUCCCCCCGCCCCCACCACCACCUUCUCCACUGAGCCAGGAGCCUCUAACGUGUGGCUCAGAUGACUUUCCUUUACCUCCUCCCCAAGCCAUGUGCGAGGCACCGCUGGAUGGGGAAGCAUCCGAGGAGCCCGGCAGCGGGUCCUGCGGACUUCCCAGGGUGACAGCCACGAGGGAAGGACAGGUGCCCGGGGCAGGCCAUGCAGAAGGAAGUCAGAUAAUGGCUGCCACCCCACCCCAAACUUCGGCUGAAGGCUCAGCAGCCGAGUCCAGCACUGCUGCCCGAGUGAGCGCCCAGCCUCCGCUCCACAGUUUUCCUGGCAAGCAGCCCUGUCCCAGCCAGGCCCGAAACCUCACUUACGAACCUGCUGACAGAACUCAUGAUCUAGGGAAGAAAACCCAUGCUGAGCCCCAGAAGACUUCAGAAGAUAUGCGAACGGAGGCUCUCGCCAAGGAAAUUGUCCACCAAGACAAGUCUCUGGCGGACAUUUUGGACCCGGACUCCAGAAUGAAGACCACGAUGGAUCUGAUGGAGGGUCUGUUCCCCAGAGAUGCUGGUGUGCUGAAGGACAGCGCUGAGAGGAGAGCCGUAGACAGCAUCAGGCGUGCUGGGUGGGAAGCCGAGACGAGCGACCACAAGGAGGCAGCGGGUGUGCUGGUCAACUGCCCUGCGUACUACAAUGUCUCUGCUGCCAAGGCGGAACUGCUGAACAAAAUCAAAGACAUGCCGGAGGAGCUGCGGGAGGAAGAGGAGCAGGAGGACGUCAAUGAGAAAAAGGCUGAGCUCAUUGGAAGCCUCACCCACAAGCUGGAGACCCUGCAGGAAGCGAAGGGGAGUCUGCUCACGGACAUCAGACUGAACAAUGCCCUGGGGGAGGAGGUGGAGGCCGUGAUCAGUGAGCUCUGCAAACCCAACGAGUUCGACAAGUACAAGAUGUUCAUAGGCGACUUGGACAAGGUGGUCAACCUGCUGCUCUCCCUGUCUGGACGCCUCGCCCGAGUGGAGAAUGUCCUCAGUGGCCUUGGUGAAGACGCCAGUAAAGAAGAAAGGAGUUCUCUGAAUGAGAAGAGGAAGGUUCUGGCUGGCCAGCAUGAGGAUGCCCGGGAGCUCAAGGAGAACCUGGACCGGAGGGAGCGCGUGGUGCUGGACAUCCUGGCCAAUUACCUGUCCGCCGAGCAGCUCCAGGACUACCAGCACUUCGUGAAAAUGAAGUCCACACUCCUCAUCGAGCAGCGGAAGCUGGAUGACAAAAUAAAGCUGGGCCAGGAGCAGGUCAGGUGUCUGCUGGAGUCGCUGCCCUCGGACUUCAGGCCCAAGGCAGGGGCCAUCUCCCUGCCCCCAGCCCUCGCCAGUCAUGUGACUCCUGGGGGGGGCCCUGCAUUCGGUGGCGUUUUCCCAACGUUGACCUCUCCUCUUUAAAACCUCUCCCGAAAGACCUGAGCAAAAGAUGCCACUCUCAACACUGUUGAAUCUGAAAGAUAUUUCACCACCAACCGCGGUUUGAGUUGUGGGUUAUUGGGGGCUUCCUGAGGAAACGGAAGAGACUGUCCAGGAGUCUUUGUGCCUUUCACGGUUGGUCUUCUAUGAGCUUACACGCAGCGGGAGCCUUUCCACUCUGUGGGAGGAGAGCCGGUGACACUGAGAGAGACCCGAUGAAGGGUGUCUGAUGUGCAGGUUUCCCCAGGCCAAGGCAGCACAGAGGAAGGUGUGGCGCCCUCCCUCAGGAAUGUAUCCACGGUGGCCUUCCUUGCUGGCGGGCAGUGCACCCUGACACAAAGCCUUAAAAAGACAUGCGAGUACACACAUUCGCACACACACACACACGCACACACACACACAUUAAGAAGACUGUUAACCCUGAACAUUUUUGUUAUUUAUAUUUUUAAAAAUGAAAAAGAUCAUUGUUUGUGUGCUAACCACUUAGUUGAUUCUGUUUUGCGGUGGAUGUAGACAAUUAUGUUUGAGCGUUGUAUUUCGCGAAAACCUUAAUGAAGAAUUCCAAAGAUAGUCAAGUUGAAUAUGGAGAUUUUUGUGGGGUUUUUCUUCUCAUUUGCUCUUUGAAAAAUCGAUUUGGUGUGUAUGUAUUUGAUACUGGGUGGCUGUGAGUGCCGCAGGUUACGUGCAGAAUUAGACAACUUAUGUGGGUUCUGAGGCUUGGACCUCGGCCAUCAGUCUUUUCACCCACUCAGCCAUCUCUCCAGCCCUCGUCAGAUGGUAAUAAAGACCAGUGGCCAUUCUACACUUGUG